UCCCAACUUCCACACCGCCAACACCGAGACGAGAAGAAGAAAACAAAGAAGAGAGAGAGCUCCCAGCGCCACCGCCAUGGCCGACGGCUCCGAUGGCGGCGGCGGCGGAGGCGGAGCCUCGCCGGAGGAGGCUCUACACAAGUACCGGGAACUCCUCGGUAGCGCUGAGAGGAAGUUUGCGCGCGUGCGCGACCUCCCACCCUACUCUCGUGGCCCGCAUCUUGUGCACUACCAUCGCAAGGUCUUCCGAGCAUACACGAUGCUCUGGAGAUUCCAGCAAGAGCGCCGGAGGGAGCUUGUUGAGGCUGGCUUCCGCCGGCCGGAGAUCGGCGAGAUCGCGUCCCGGAUCGGUCAGCUGUAUUAUUCGCAGUACCUCCGCACCAGCGAGGCUCGGUUUCUUCUCGAGAGCUAUGUUUUCUAUGAAGCAAUACUCAGUAGGGGGUACUUCCAGAGUGGGGGAGGGCGCAAGGGUUUUGCUUCGGACGUGGGAUUGAGAUUCAAGGAGUUGAGGUUUCACGCUAGGUUUUUGAUUGUUGCUAUGCUUUUGAAUCGCGGGGAGGUUGUGAGGAAUCUCGUGGAACGGUUCAAGUCUCUCGUGGUGGAUUCUAGGGUUUCGUUUCCUGGGACCAAUUUUAAAGAAUGGAAGCAAAUGCUGCAAGAAAUUGUCCGGUUCUUGAAAGCUGACACAAGUUUUGCGAAUCCAAGGCCUUUGAGAUACAAUGUUUUGUUUGAUUCCCAUCCAUCAUCUGUGCCAUAUAUUACACGUCUUCAAGCAAAAGCAAGGAGAGUGUUGGCACUGCAGGAAGCAUUGUUAAUGACUUACCAUCGAAAUGAGGUCAAGUUCACAGAGCUUACUAUAGACACUUUCAGAAUGUUGCAAUGUUUGGAGUGGGAGCCAAGCGGAUCAUUUUAUCAGCCACAUACAGAUGAACCAAGUGAUAACAGCAAUUUCAGUGAUCAGAAUGGGGUAUCAGGAUUAAUUGAUAUAAAUCUUGCAGCAGAUAUGACCGAUCCAAAUCUGCCUCCAAAUCCACGGAAAGCUAUUCUUUAUCGUCCUACUGUUUCACACUUGAUUUCGGUACUCGCAAUGAUUUGUGAAGAUCUUUCUUUGGAUAGGAUAUUGCUAAUUUACAUCUCAGCUUCAGGGAGAUCUGACCAGAAUACUGCCUAUUUGAAAGAUAAGCCAGGGACAUCUUUGGACUCAUUGAAGCUAACUACUUCUUCUGAGGUCUCUUGUAAACAAAAUGGCUUAUUGAGACGAACUAUGUUAUCCGAUGGACAGAAUUCUAAUAAUUGUUAUGGAAGUUGUCUAUCUUUUGGUUCUCGAGGUAGUCGAGGUCUGGACAAUCUAUACCCUGAUGACCUAAUUCCAUUCACAAGAAUCCCACUUUUCAUGAUUAUUGAUAGUGAUAAUAGCCAAGCAUUCAAGGCAGGUGCACUUCUUGUUGUACAUGUGGUUUUAUGAGCUAGGAUACCCUAAAUCAUAGAAAAAGUAACCAGAAAGAAUGGGCUAGACUUGAUAGUCCCCAGAACUUGGUUUCCUACGAGAUGCCUCCUCCACGUCGAGCUUUACCAAAAUAUAUUUUGCUAUCAGGCCACAUAUCCUUCCUCAAGUGUACAUCUUAUUCUUGUUUCUUGGACCAUUGGAGAUUUUGCAUAUAAUUUUCAGUUAAAUCAAGGGCAAGAAUGAAAAAUAGACCACUUCUCGGGACCAUGAUGUUAGUCUCCUGUUAACUUUUAAAGAUGAAUGCUUGUGACCAACAUAUAAACAUAAAGCAUCUUCAGUGAACAAUUGUGUGAUUUUUAACCCUUGCAAUGGUUUGUAUUUAGUAUAUUACUACAUUUGUUUUUUUUCAACUUCAAUCUAGUAAGCAGAAUAUUUUACAUUUUUUUCUCUAAGAAAAUUGGAUAGGAAACUGUACUGAAUAACAAAAGGCAGUGCUUACCUUAUUUAUCAUUCUCUAUAAUUAUAAGAAAAUUCUGUCUGUAGACCAAUUUAAAUACCUUGUAAUAGUUAGACCGUAUUCGUCAUUCAGUCGUUUAGCUUGAUGACGAAGCAUGAUUGUCUGCUAGUAAGAGUGGCAAGCCUCUCUGCUUUUCUCAACCUGAUGAAUCAAGCCGAUAACACAAGCUUUCCUCUUUCUCUUACUCUUCCUCGUAGUCAGAUUUUAGCAAAUGAUCAUUUACCAUUGAAAAAGGUGCACAUUUGUAGCAAUUGCUUUCUCUGUCAUUUAUGCAUAUGUCGCCCAUUCAAUUGAAAGUAUCCAAGUAUGCUAACCUUUACUUGUUGUAUUCUUCCUGAUCAUGCAAGUAAAGAAUUGAUCCAAGUCACAGCAAGCUUUUAAAAAACUCCUUAUCAAGUAUCAAGUUGUAGAGUUUGUCAUUAUAAUGGUUUGCUGGAAGCUAGCUAGUUGAAUGAUUUUUAUCAUAAGGAUGGUGCAAUGACCUAUGAUUGUAAUUUUCUAUGAUUUUAUGCAGACUACCUUAUUGUAAUUUAAUUUGGUUGCUUUUUGUUCUUUUCCUGUGUGCCUUGUGUGGUUUCUUCAUUUGUUACUAGAUGGAGCCGAUGUCGUAUUUUUGAAGUUCUGUGUUCCAUUGGAACAUUCGUUAUUACACCACACACUAGAUUUCUCUGGUUAGUACGACGGGUUAAUCUGCUGACGAGUUUUGACUGAUGAAACAUGCAAACAUGGACCGACUUUUUUCAUGAUUGUUUCUUCAUUUGCAUUAAGACAUUCUCUUUUUUGCUUUUACCCUUCAGUUACACUAGUGUUAGCCUAGUUGGCAGAAAGUUGUAUAACAAGCUUUAUAAGGAGAUGGUGUCUUUGGCAGUUUAUUGGAAGCAGGUGUAUUCUUAGAAAUGAUCCUUCUGUUCUGUUAUGAUUUUGCCUAGUUGUGAAAUCAAUGAAGUAUGAAUGAUAUAUUUUCCUUGACCAUAUUCUGCCUUUUUUGACUUUUAAAUGUAAACGGUAUACUUAAAAUGUUCUCUUAACUAUCCAUUCUC
Messenger RNA from Dioscorea cayenensis subsp. rotundata (Guinea yam), 3004 nucleotides. RefSeq names its product protein SCAI. Gene Ontology annotation, cellular component: nucleus. The transcript is spliced from 7 exons. Lineage: Eukaryota; Viridiplantae; Streptophyta; Magnoliopsida; Dioscoreales; Dioscoreaceae. Gene Ontology annotation, molecular function: transcription corepressor activity. The coding region runs from base 77 to 1465 and encodes 462 amino acids. Gene Ontology annotation, biological process: DNA-templated transcription. The record is from RefSeq and is a predicted model, not a curated record.